Molecule: messenger RNA, 1932 nt
Organism: Exserohilum turcica Et28A
Lineage: Eukaryota; Fungi; Ascomycota; Dothideomycetes; Pleosporales; Pleosporaceae
Exons: 1
Coding region: 1-1932 (643 amino acids)
Source: RefSeq, a predicted model, not a curated record
AUGGUUUUUGCAUUCAUUAUGGGAAUUGUGCUGGCCUUUUUUCAGCACAUCCUAUACACAUCUCUACAUCACAGACAAGAAGCAGAUGAAAACAAGAAAUUUCGCUUGGUCCUUUACGGCCGUUUGCUAGCCUACCUCGCGAAAGUCGCAUUUGGGGGAUGUGCUAUCCUAGUCUUCCGCCAGCGAUUAUGGAGGACGUUCCGAGAACGAGCAUUUACCGUAUUCUCCAUCGACCAGCUCUUCGGCGCAACUGAAGAUCCGUCCCUCUUUGCGAACCGGGAAGCCAUCACCAACGCCCCUAUCCUUGUCGCCAUCGCUGUGGUAUUCUGGCUGAUUCCCUUGGCAACAAUCAUCUUCUCGCCUGGAGCACUCACUUUCGGUACCUAUCGUCACCAGGAAACUGUCCAUUUCAAGGUGCCAACAAUCAACUUCUCCAAGGAAUCCUACAAGGAUUGGCGGCAUAGUGUUCCCAUGGCGGGCGGAGGCACUAAGAAAUCCAUGAUAUAUUCUAAUACCACUGAUAAGCAAGCCAAGAACCCCGGAUGGUUCGACUACUAUGACCAACCGUCGGCAGAGCUGGUACGAGUCGCGUAUCUGCUGGCAUACAGCAAUAUGUAUCAUCCAAAUGUUAGGCUAAAUGCUCGACGAAACGCCUGCAGGGGAGCGUACAACUGCACGUAUACACAGAGUUUUAUCGCUCCAAGCUACCGUUGCGAGGAAAUUAGCGAGACCAAUAGACUGAGGGAGCUCGGUGCGCCCUUCAAUCUCAGCAAGAUAGCUCCUCUGGGUCCCGCUGCCUACUACGCCGAGGUCGGCGCUGGAGACUACAAACAACCACAAUUAAGCGAGUUUCAAAAGGGAACUGGCGGCAUACCUUUGGGUGAAGCACCUGAAAGCCUGGGAGUGUUCAAAUCGGAGCCUGUACUAUGGAUUGGCUAUGCGGUUAAUUCGACCGAAAGGCUAUCGCCAGAUGACCCUCUUGCAGCGCGCUGGACCUUUCGUUAUGAUGCUCACAUUCUUCGAUGUGUGCACAUGGUGGCCAAUUAUACGACCAAAUGGAACUUUACCGAGCCCAUGUUCAAUAGUACGACGACGCGAGAGCAUCUGUAUCCCAUUAUAAACACGACUUUGACGCGCGGAAUCUACGGCAUGACGAACAGCACGCUCGACCCUACGCCAGCAGAGAACUACAUCAGUCCCCGCGGCGACGUCGCCCUUUACAAGAAGACGGCAGCAUACCAUGCCAUGGGGGAAAUGUUCCGGCGUUUUCUGAGCGGCCACGUAGAUGUCGAGCCUCCCAUUCCAGGACCCUUUUACACCCAGGUGUACUCGCACGUCACAAAGACACGCAUGACGCAAACGAACGGCGAACCGAAAAAAGAGCUCAAAUCCGAAAUCGAAGGCUUCUACUCAGACAUGGUUCUCUCGCUGCUCUCGGCACCGGAAAUGCUGGUCGUGGACGAAGAGGAGACCAAAGUGGAGAGAUCGCAGCUCCAGUCGUCCUUUGUCUAUGUCCCGCUGCGACUGUUGAUGUGCUAUGUGCCAGUCGUGCUGGUGACAGUGGUGAUUCUCAUCUUUGGACUCGUGACAAUCUGGCAGGACGGCACGACCUUUUCCACGGGCUUUUCCCGCAUCCUGGUGACAACGCGCAACACGACUCUGGACCACAUUAGCCGCGGCGCCUGUCUCGGCAACGACCCGUUUCCCAUGGAACUGAUGCACACGAAGCUCCAGUUUGGCGUCCUUGCCGAUGGCAGCGACCCAGAGCAUACGCGGGAUCACUACCAAGGACACGGGUUCCAGAAUGUGGCCCACUGCGCUUUCGGCGUUGCCUCGGAAAUCGGGCCCAUCGUCCGAGGCGCACAUUAUGCUGGGCUGAGGCGGCGAGAAACGAGGCACUCUGACGAGUCGGAUUUGAUGGUGAAGACGUGA